Messenger RNA from Mesocricetus auratus (golden hamster), 1780 nucleotides. RefSeq names its product GABA type A receptor associated protein like 1 (gene Gabarapl1). NCBI's taxonomy places the organism in Eukaryota, Metazoa, Chordata, Mammalia, Rodentia, Cricetidae. Gene Ontology annotation, biological process: macroautophagy; autophagosome assembly; autophagy of mitochondrion. The transcript has 4 exons. Gene Ontology annotation, molecular function: ubiquitin protein ligase binding; GABA receptor binding. The coding region runs from base 268 to 621 and encodes 117 amino acids. The record is from RefSeq and is a predicted model, not a curated record. Gene Ontology annotation, cellular component: autophagosome; autophagosome membrane; cytosol.
ACGCCGCCCUGGUGUUUUUGUGUUCCCUGCUCUAGGGAAAAGCCACCCGCUUGCUUUACCUGGUGGUCCUUUAUCUUCGGGCCGGGAGAUAUCCAGGUCCCUCUCUGAACGUUUGGCCACACAGUGCGGCGACGGGCGCGUGGGAACUGACGCGGGUGGAGCGAUUGUGAUAAGGUUGACAUUGACCGGGGGUGGCCAGACGCGAGACGCAGUCACCAGCGCGCGCAGCAGGCCCCGUCCGGGGAGCCCCCAAACCUGAGGUCCAUCAUGAAGUUCCAGUAUAAAGAGGACCAUCCCUUCGAGUAUCGGAAAAAGGAAGGUGAAAAGAUUCGGAAGAAAUACCCGGACCGGGUGCCGGUCAUCGUGGAGAAGGCUCCUAAAGCCAGGGUCCCUGAUCUGGACAAGAGGAAGUACCUUGUCCCCUCUGACCUCACCGUUGGCCAGUUCUACUUCUUAAUCCGGAAGAGAAUCCACCUGAGACCUGAGGACGCCUUAUUCUUCUUUGUCAACAACACUAUCCCUCCCACGAGUGCUACCAUGGGCCAGCUGUAUGAGGACAACCACGAGGAAGACUAUUUUCUGUAUGUGGCCUACAGUGAUGAAAGUGUCUAUGGGAAAUGAGGCCGAAGCCCAGCAGAUGGGAGCACCUGGACUUGGGGGUAGGGGUGGGGUGCGCAUGGGACUUGGGGAACCAGAGGGAGGAGGGCUCCCAACCAUGGAGGAGACGCAAGGUGAAGACAUCGGAAAACAUCACACCGCACACACUGUCGUCUUUCUUUCACAAGCUCAGUUGUUAGUUUUCUCUGCUUCCUCAGCCCAGGAAGCACUCGUGUCGGCUUGGCUGUGAGAGCAGGAUGGGGAUGGCGCUGCUCACGGCUUUGCCAUGGAUUUUGGUGCAGUUUCAGCAGAUGGUUGUGAGGAGGGCAGGUGGCCACUAGAGAAUGCAGCUCAGCAGCGACUCCUGUCUUUUUGGGCAGAUGUUUGGUUUUUGGCAUUUGCACAAAGCCACAUAGGGAAAGGGGGAAAAUGCUUUAGGAGCUGUAGGGGACCAUACCUAAGAGACCAAAAAAUACCUACUGUCGUUGAAGCAUUGUGACCCCUGACCUCUGUCUCUUAAUCCCUCCCUCUCCUGGUCCUUUUCUUCCACACAGGUGUCACAGCACUGCCCCUGUGGACAUCUGCACCAAUGUUUAGAUGGAGUCUUCUUGGGAAAUAGGAUUUGCGGGGAUGUGGUUAUGAUUGCCAGUAGUUUGGAUGGCGUUAAACUGGAGUUCAGGGUUGAGCAUCUCUCCUCUUCAUCCCUUAAGUACCUUAGAAUUUCAUGAGCCUCAGGAUCAGUCCUCUAGCAUUUCCUUCAGCUUUGUCGUGUACAGGGACAGAGUGUCUCCAUACGGAGUGUCCGGGUUACAAGGUAAGCUAGAUUACACACCUGCCACCAAUCCUCCCCCUGCUGUAGGCUCUGGAGUCUCACCCGCACUGGAAUGCUAAGGGAUUGGCCAGCUGUUUUCCCUUCAUGCCAUCUGCUCUUCAGAAAAGAUGGAGCGAGGACUCCAGCGUUUCAUGGGGAUUUUACUCAUCAGUUUCAUUUAGGGGCUAUGUGGGGAGCGGGUGGGAGCAGGAACCGCAUUCACACAUGACAUUUCAGUUCAUCUCUACAAAUGAAGAGCGUCCUCUCUGUUGGGAGCAGUCUGUAUGUCUGCUCUAUCAGCUGCAGGUUCUGAUACUUUGAAGUCAAUGAUGUCAGGCCAGGGAAAUAAAAUAAUUGCUUACCUUAAAAAUC